This is a messenger RNA of Quercus lobata, 1119 nucleotides long. RefSeq lists its product as uncharacterized. Lineage: Eukaryota; Viridiplantae; Streptophyta; Magnoliopsida; Fagales; Fagaceae. Bases 1 to 1119 code for a protein of 372 amino acids. The record is from RefSeq and is a predicted model, not a curated record. The transcript is spliced from 3 exons.
AUGCGAGAGGGUGAGACUCUGAAAACUUAUUCGGAUAGAUACUGGGAAAUGCUUAAUGAGAUAGAGGGAGAGCAUGAUGAUAUGGCCAUAAGCACUUUCAAGGCCAGUCUUCCACCUGAGCAUGAUUUGAGGAAAUCUUUAACUGGUAAACCUGUUACUAGUGGAAAAGGAAAGGCUAAGGUGAUCCCUCAGGAAAGGAGGGAUUUCAGGUUGGACCGGUACAACAAUAACCGACCUCGGAAAGACUUUGCUGGGCAAUCAGGUUCUGCCAACACCCAGGCGAUUAAUGCUGUGUUUCGGGAGCCAGUGCAACAAGAUCAUAGGCACACAAUUGAGAAUUGCAGGAAUUCAUGGGACCAUUUGGACCAGCUAGUCCGAGAAAGGAAGUUGAAGCAACUCUUGCAUCAUUCUAGUGGUCGGGUAAGCCAAGCAGGCUCGAAGAUGUGGGGAGAUGCUUCUUUGAGACUUCCCCUUGGCACAAUAAACAUUAUUUUUGCUGCCCCAGGGAGGACUGGAUCUUGUCCUUUUAGAGUAAUGUCAGUAUCCCGAUCUCCAGCCGAGGAGUAUAGCUCAGUGUCUAAAAGAGCUAGGAUGGACAUCCCGUUGGUUUUGGGUUUUUCAGAGGAGGACAAGAUUGGAACCAUACAACCCCAUGAUGAUGCUCUUGUGGUUACGCUGAGAAUUGGCGGGUACGAUGUGAAAAGGGUGAUGAUUGACCAAGGUAGUGCUGCUGAUAUAAUGUACCCUGACUUGUAUAAGGGGCUAGGUUUGAAGUCUGAGAACCUGGCGGCCUACAGUCCCCCUCUGGUGAGUUUUGAGGGAAGAAUGGUCAUCCCAAAAGGUCAGAUCACAAUACCUAUGCAGACCGGUGCAGAUGUGGUGGAAGUGGAUUUCAUUGUUGUAGAUGUCGUCUCUCCAUACACGGCUAUUAUGGGCAGACCUUGGCUUCAUACCCUGGGAGUCAUCUCCUUUACUCUACACCAGAAGGUGAAAUACCCAUCUGGAGGCCAGGUUUUGGAGAUAGUAGGAAGUCAGGUUGCAACCCGACAAUGCCUGAUAGCGGCUAUCCAAUAUCGGGCAGAGGUGGAGACCUCGGCUACCGCCAAUAAUGGUUUAUAG